Molecule: messenger RNA, 2370 nt
Organism: Penaeus vannamei (Pacific white shrimp)
Lineage: Eukaryota; Metazoa; Arthropoda; Malacostraca; Decapoda; Penaeidae
Product: tRNA:m(4)X modification enzyme TRM13 homolog
Biological process (GO): tRNA methylation
Source: RefSeq, a predicted model, not a curated record
ACCACACACACACACACACACACACAAACAUCCCCUUUCUCAGAACGUCUUUAUACGAACGCCGAUGUCUACAAGCAAGAUAUUCCCCACGAGUGAAAUUUUCCCAUUUUGACGGACUUUUGAUCGUAAACUGAAUGAAGAUGGAACAAAAACAAGAAAAUAUAGAAGGAAUAUGUCCUACGGAACCUGAAAAGGAUGCUAAAGACUGAAACCCAUUUGCUGCUACCACUAUGGCCAAACAGUUUCUUAUCAUAUUCAUAUUCAGCCAUGUUCACAGGAAAGCCAAAACGAGAAUUCGUCCGAACAUGCAAUUUUUAUGUCUUGAAGAAGAAAAGAUAUUGCCGCAUGUUAGUAAGACCAGGCCUGAAUUAUUGUGGUCAACACCUUGUUGAAGAACCUGAUGCAGAUAAAUCCUACCAACGCAAGAGAAUACCUUGUCCUCUUGACCCAAAACACUCUUGCUUUGAAGACAAUGUAGAACAUCAUGUCCUAAAAUGCAAUGCAAGAGAAUUGACAGACCUUCCAUACAUGAAGCGCAACAUAAAUCAAAGAGCUGACAUGGAGGAAGAACCAACGAAAACUCCAUUAUCAAACCUCUCAGACCAAGACUUACUGGCUUUCAUAGCCAAGGUGGAAAAAAUUCAUCAAGAUCAUGUUGGAACCAUAGAAGAAUCAGUAUUAAGCCAUAGUGCACUGGAUGAGGAGAUGAAGACACCAGGGUAUGGUUUGAGUGUGAUCAGACACCUAGGCCAGAACUCAUCAUUGCUUGGACACCUGGAGCAGUGUGGUUUGCUGGAUACAAAAUCCAAACCCACUUGUUAUGUUGAAUUUGGUGCUGGUAGAGGGCAACUUACCCAUUGGUUGACUGAAGCUGUAACUGACACCAAGAAGGCCAUGUUUGUGCUUGUGGACAGAGGGAGUCAGAGAUACAAAUUUGAUGCUAAACUGAAGUAUAGAGAGGAAUUAUCACUGUGUCGAAUUAGGGUUGAUAUACAGCAUCUUGAUCUUAGUAAUAUCGAAGGAAUAGAAUCUUACAGUCACAUUGUUGGUGUUGGCAAGCACUUGUGUGGAGGUGCAACUGACCUGACGUUAUACUGUCUGUCAAAGUUGCGUGACCCAGCUGUUUCUGGUUUGGCUUUCGCUCUGUGUUGCCAUCACCGAUGUACCUGGACAUCAUAUGUAGGCAUUAACUUCUUACAGGAAUGUGGCUUCUCCCCUGAAGAGUUCUACACCUUAACAUCCCUCACAAGUUGGGCGACAUGUAACUCACGUGAUGUUGGAAGUAAGGAAGAAAAAGAAGUCAGUGGAGAGAAAGAACUUUUGUCUAAUGCUGAUAUGGAAGGCAACCACAAAGACAAACAAACAGUGGAGAACCGCUACACCAGAUUGAAUCUGUCAGCCCAAUAUAGAGAGGAAGUUGGAAGGAAAGCUAAACAGAUACUCGAUUAUGGUCGUGUCAAAUUCUUACAAGACUGUGGAUUUAGGAGCCGAUUAGUCCAAUAUGUUACAAAAGACAUGACUCUAGAAAACAUUGCACUUGUAGCAGAAGCUUAAAGUUUUAAUAGGGAAUUAUUGCAAGGGAUUCGGUGCACAGUAUGCUUGUUUUUGAAAUACAGAUGCAUAUUAAAUAAUGCUUUAAUGCCUUUAUCAUUGUUGUUGUUGUUUAGUACACUUCAUUUGACAUGUCUGUUUAAUGUUUUACUUUUAAUGAAUAAAAGCUUAGCUUAGAUUUUUAUUCAGAGACUAUGAAACAGCCUUAUAGAUAGUGUCAAUUUUUUUUUUUUUAUGUUAUAAGGGCUUUAUGUAUUAUGCCCUCGUAAGUCAAAAAUAUUAUUGGCUGUUGAUUCAUCUGCCCCAUGAUUUACAUGAAAUUUUUAUCUUGUUUGUUUUACUUGUUGAAUUAUCUGUUUUCCUUGUAAUCUUUUUUUAGAUAAUUUUCAGGAAAUGCUUUUUUUAUUGCUAUGAUAAAAUAAUGUCUUAUAGCUUAUAGAUCUUUCAUUACUGGCCUGUGGUGUGAGUGUGUUAACCAUGUUAAAGCAUAUCAUAAAAGAGAUAUCAGUAAAAGGAGAAUAAGGAUUCUUUACAGUUAUACAUCAGGAUCUUUGGUUUAUACACUUCAGAACUACUAGCAGUGAAACUAAGUUAUCUGUGUUAUGAAACUACAUUCUGGGAGAUUUUAUUUUUUCAUUAUCAUUACUGGAAGGUAGAUUCAAAUAUGGUAUUGAAACUAUUGUAAGUUACACAGAGGCCCAGACUAUGAAUGUCUUUUUAUUGUUUUUUUUUAUUCUUAAUCAUUAAACAAAACAAAAAAUAGAAUCAAAGAUUUUUUUAUAUUUACAAACAAAAAUGCAAUAAAAAGAUCUGACUUGU